AUGACCUGCACAGAUUUGACCCAGUUUUACAUGUAUGGGAGGGGUGAAACCACUGGGACAAGGCCCAUGCCCCCGGAGGAGACAAUCCUGCUGCGUUGUAGGAUCCAAAUGUUUCUCUUUGGAGGCACAAGUCCAAAAGAGAAUUACGAUGAGAUACCUGAGGAGGAUCCAAAUGGAGAGGAACAGACUGACCGACGUCUUAAAGACCAUAAUGAUCUUCAUGUGCUUGACUUUGAACCAAGCCUGAAAACCUUAUGCCUGCUGGAAGUGCAGAAGCUGAAGCUGGAAAUAACCUGGUUGCCUCAGGAGUUGAAAACGCUCCUCAAGUUUAUGCAGACGCCCAAUAACAUCACUCGACCUGCAUCACACUGGUUGAGCCCUCGAUGA
This is a messenger RNA of Penaeus indicus, 387 nucleotides long. RefSeq names its product kelch domain-containing protein 3-like. The coding region runs from base 1 to 387 and encodes 128 amino acids. NCBI's taxonomy places the organism in Eukaryota, Metazoa, Arthropoda, Malacostraca, Decapoda, Penaeidae. The transcript has 4 exons. The record is from RefSeq and is a predicted model, not a curated record.